UAUUUCAUAAUAAUUCAUACUAGUUGAAUAAAUUCAGAUUUGUAGAUUUAUUGUUGUUCAUUUUUGAAAUUUUGAAUUUACUUUAUUUACUUCAAUCAUUGUUGAUGUCAUGUAGAAAAACUCCAUUUCGUAUUAUGAUUUAAUUGCCUGUACUGUACGAAGCUCUAUAAACACAUAACUAAGUUAUUCAGAGUUGUAUGUAUGUCGUAUGGUCGAAUUGGAUUCGGAAUUCAGCGAUUCAUACAAUUGUUCUCAAAGAACUCGCUUGCUGUCCCACUAAAAAAUAUGGAAAAUAAUAUAUCACAACAUUCGGUUACGCAUAUUCGUAAUAAAUCAAACGUUGGUGUCCAGUGUUCCACGCUAAACGAUUUAGAAACAACCGACUGUAAAUCAGAUGAAUGUUUGGCCACCGACGAAGACGAAUGCCAAGAAAACCCAGACUUAUUGCAGAUAAGUAAACGUAAACUUAAUGGUCAGGCUGAGCACACGAAGAAGCUCAAGAAAGCAAAACUGGAUCCUGUUCCAACGACACGCCCAGGUUACACGUCUGAGAGGUUCGACGAAACGUCUUAUUACAUCGAAAACGGUCUGAGGAAGGUUUAUCCUUAUUACUUCACAUUCACCACCUACACCAAAGGACGAUGGGUGGGCAGGACUCUGAUGGACGUAUUUGGCGAAGAGUUUCGCGCCCAUUCGACCGACGAAUAUGAACGGCAUAUCGAAAAGGGUUCACUGACGAUAAACAACGAACGCGUGACCGCUGACUACGUAUUAAAGCAUAACGAUCUUCUGGCGAACGUGGUGCACAGACACGAAGUUCCGGUGGCUAGUGGCACGAUCGACAUCAUACACUUGGACGAUGAUAUCGUGGUCGUCAACAAGCCCUCCAGCAUUCCGGUACACCCGUGCGGCCGUUACAGGCACAACACCGUGAUAUUCUUGCUAGCGAAAGAGCACGGAUUGAAAGAUCUGAAGACCAUCCACCGACUGGACCGGUUGACCAGCGGCGUUCUGAUAUUCGGCCGGACAUCGAACAGAGCGCGGACGCUGGAGGCGCAAAUACGCGAUCGAAAGGUAAACAAACAGUAUGUGUGCCGCGUCGACGGCAGGUUUCCCGAGUCGGUUGAGUGCGAUCAACCGAUCGAAGUGAUCAGCUACAAAAUUGGCGUGUGCAAGGUGUCACCGAACGGUAAACAGUGUAACACAUCGUUCCAGCUGAUCGGUUACAACGAGCGGGAGGACAUCAGCGUAGUAUUGUGCAAGCCUCGUUCGGGUCGCAUGCACCAGAUCCGCGUUCAUUUGCAGUACCUGGGACAUCCGAUUCAAAACGACCCGUUGUACAACGACACGGUAUUCGGCCCGGAGAAAGGGCGAGCUGGCAAUUUCGGCAAGACCGACGAGCAACUGGUCAAGGAUCUAAUAUACGCUCACAACGCCGAAAAUUGGACCGACGACCGACUUCCUGUUUUACCGGUGGUAGACGAUAAACUUUCGGUUUUAACGAUGGCAGACGACAAACUUCCGGUUUUAUCGGUGGCAGACGACAAACUUCCGGUUUUACCUGCGACCGAAAACGGAGGGCAAGCGAAGAAUAGUGAGAUGGUCGGCGUGUCCACACAAACAGGAAUUGACAUGCCGGACAUUGGAUUUGACGAAAAAAAGCUCACAGUAGAUGCUCACUGUCAGGAGUGCAAGAUCCGCUACAAGGACCCAAAACCCUCAGAUCUUGUCAUGUACCUACAUGCUUUAAGGUACAGCGGGCCCGACUGGGCGUACGAAACGCCUAUGCCUGCAUGGGCCGAUGUCAAUUGGCAAGAACCAUGAUUCCUCUUAGUACACGACACUAGUGUAUCUUAACUUGUGGUAGUUUUGUUCGUGGUUUAUUUUGUAUUUUGACAGUUCGUAAAUACGUGUUUAAUAAAUAAUUGUUUUCAAUUUUAA
This is a messenger RNA of Aphis gossypii (cotton aphid), 1941 nucleotides long. Its product is annotated as pseudouridylate synthase RPUSD2-like. Bases 202 to 1824 code for a protein of 540 amino acids. Gene Ontology annotation, biological process: pseudouridine synthesis. Gene Ontology annotation, molecular function: pseudouridine synthase activity; RNA binding. The transcript has 2 exons. The record is from RefSeq and is a predicted model, not a curated record. Lineage: Eukaryota; Metazoa; Arthropoda; Insecta; Hemiptera; Aphididae.